Messenger RNA from Monoraphidium neglectum, 417 nucleotides. RefSeq names its product 60S ribosomal protein L23A. NCBI's taxonomy places the organism in Eukaryota, Viridiplantae, Chlorophyta, Chlorophyceae, Sphaeropleales, Selenastraceae. Gene Ontology annotation, molecular function: structural constituent of ribosome; rRNA binding. Gene Ontology annotation, biological process: ribosomal large subunit assembly; translation. The transcript has 5 exons. Bases 1 to 417 code for a protein of 138 amino acids. The record is from RefSeq and is a predicted model, not a curated record. Gene Ontology annotation, cellular component: ribosome; cytosolic large ribosomal subunit.
AUGCAGGAGCACCAACAGCAGGCGGAGGGGCAGCAGCACGCCGCGGGCCUGCAGAAGCUGGACCACUAUGCGGUGCUCAAGUCGCCGCUCACCACGGAGUCGGCCAUGAAGAAGAUCGAGGACAACAACACCCUGGCAGCGCACAGAAAGCCGGGGCCGCUCGAGGCUGUUGGGCGGGGGCUGGGGGAGCAGGCGGGCGCGGGCGAGUUUUUCGGGGUUCCUUGGGAGGCGGCAGUCUUCCUGGUGGACGUGCGCGCGGGCAAGCGCGAGAUCAAGGCGGCGGUGCAGCGGAUGUACGACAUCCAGACCAAGAAGAUCAACACACUCAUCAGGCCCGACGGCCAGAAGAAGGCUUACGUGCGGCUGACCCCCGACUACGACGCCCUCGACGUGGCCAACAAGAUCGGCAUCAUCUGA